Molecule: messenger RNA, 915 nt
Organism: Plenodomus lingam JN3
Lineage: Eukaryota; Fungi; Ascomycota; Dothideomycetes; Pleosporales; Leptosphaeriaceae
Source: RefSeq, a predicted model, not a curated record
AUGGACCGACUCAUCCUACUUCGAGACACUCCGCUUUGUCUAACUAGAUGGAACGACACAAAAAAACAAAGCUUAUUCUCCGAACUGCCCUCACCAGAAAAUAUAUCCCUGAAGAAUGAAAUCACAAUCCUCCGUGCCAUCCGCGCGCACGCUGCCACUCACCACGCUCAAGACCGCUUCUUCCACCUGUUGGACUGGGAUGAGAGCCGUACUAUACCCCAAUGGUUCACCACCACGACAUUUGCACUCGGGUUCGGAUGUCCCCUCGAGGCACUGCAGUGUGUGUACCCCCGUUUGCCAGAGGAGUUUGCAUGGCUGGUAUUCGUGCAGUUGCUCGAGGCACUGGAAUUUUUGCACAGAGUCUGUCAGCCGGCGGUUGUACAUGGGGAUCUGGUUGCUGGAAAUAUCAUGAUCGGGUAUGAGGGUGAGUUUGACGAUUAUGGGGGCUUGCAUAGUUUACCCAAGAUUAAACUCAUUGACUUCGAGGGUGCGGCGUAUUGUAGUAGGCGGGAGGGGGAGGCUGCGGAGAGGUACGAUGCGAGCCUGGCACAUACCGCUUCCCAGCCUUUCACAGCGGAUGUGUUGGGGUGCAUUGAUAUCUUGUACGGCAUUCUCGCGCGUCACCCAAGUAUCGCGGAUCCUGUGGCCCCUAAGCUCCAAGAUGCCCGUGCUUUCCCUGAUGUCCAGGCUGACGACGCCAAGUUGCAUUUACUAUUUCAAACCUUGGAGGCAAGCUGGACACGGGGGUGUGGCAAUAAACCGUGGGUUUUGCAGAGUUUGUAUGGGUAUUUUGCGCCGUAUGCGUAUACGAAGCUUGCGGAAAUUGAGGAGGCUGCCGAGAGGGCGAUGUGGGAUGGAAUUUGUGAUGGGGCGGGGGAGAAGUUUAGGGAGGUGAAGAGGUGGUUUGCCGCGUGA